GAUAAGACCAAUGCACAAGUAUUAAUAAAUCGCAAAAAACCUGCUCGCCAUCAUUGAGUUUGAAAUGAAAUUACUGCUAGCUUGUCUGAUGCUCGCAAUUCGCGGAUCAUUUCCACAAAAAUUGUUGGAUCCGAAUUGCGUGGAGAGCCCUAGUGGUGAACAAAUAUAUGGCGGUGAAAAUGCUGAUCUUUUGAGACAUCCAUGGAUGGUGCAGAUAAUUCAAGCUGGCUAUCACAUGUGUGGUGGCUCGCUGAUAACCUCUCAAUUUAUUUUGACAGCCGCUCAUUGCAAUAGCCAAUUACCCAUAAAAGUGCUGUUGGGAGGACAUAUCAGGGGCAACCCUCAGUAUACGUGCACAGAGCUUCAGUGUAAAUUAAUUAGUAAAGAAAUCGAUGUGGCAGAUAUGUUUGUGCAUCCCCAUUAUUUAGAAUACCACCAACAUGACAUCGCCCUGAUUCUAAUGGCCGAAUCUGUGCUGUUCAAUGGUAAAGCUUUAAAUGAUAUAAACAACAUAGAUCUUUCAUUGUUAAACAUUCAUUUUCAGCGCAUAUUAGACCAAUUUGUAUGAUGCAAUCUUCCUAUGUUAAGAGACAUUCGCACUCUUUGAGAUAUGUCAAAGAGUUCAAAGUAACUGGCUGGGGAAAAACGGAAUCGUCGGAGAGCAGCUCAAGGCUUAUAUUAGCUUACUUAUAUCAUUUAGAUCGGAAGUUCUGCUCAGAACGCUUCAUGAGGACAAUUGGUUGGCCACAUAUCUGCGCCUACAAUAGGUUAUCUUCCACUUGCAUCGGAGAUUCUGGCGGUCCAUUAAGCGCCGAGAUGACAUGGUCCGGCAAAAAACGUCCCUUUUUGUUUGGCUUAACCAGCUAUGGGGCUCUAGGAUGUCUUGGUCCAACCGUUUUUACCAAUGUUUUACCCUACACAGAUUGGAUAGAAGAAACUAUUCAAAAGCACUUUCAAAGAACCGCCAUACUAUUUGUGUAAUCUUAUUCGUGUCCUUUAAGAAAGCUCAAAGUGACAAUUCUAUUAAUAUUAAAGAGAGUUUUAUAUAACAAACAAGAAAUGAAGCUUAAACAAAAAUAUACGACUUAGAGACACUCUGUACUCAGAUCACUGUUGCAAAAUACAAAAAUGAAUAUAGUAUAGAAUAUGUUUAUAACCCAUAUUUACAACCAGAUCCGUAGAACUCAAUUGCAUCCUAAUAAUUCUCAGAAUUCAUAUAUACAAGCCCAGACCUUUGUUCGAUUUCUUCAACGCGAUAAGCUCGACUGUGACAUGUAUUAAUAAAGGCACACGCAUUGUAAUUUACCAGUCAGCUCGUGCUUUAUUAUAGAUGCAUAUGAUGGGAGCUCGAGCAGGGGCAGUAAUGCUCGUAUUUUUACCGAUCCUCGUGAUCCUGCAGGUGCAGGGGUCACCAUAUUUGCUGGACCCCCAGUGCGCAUCAGCUAGAUCGGAUGCAGGACACUAUCGUGUGAUCAAUGGUAGUCACGCAGAUUUACUGUCCAAUCCCUGGAUGGUGAUUAUAAUCGAACGUGGAAAGAUGAAGUGUGGAGGAUCGCUAAUUAACCCACGAUUCGUACUGACAGCUGCUCAUUGCAAAAGCAAAAAUGAUCGACAAUUGACAGUUCGCUUGGGGGAGUAUGAUGUGAGUCAGCGAAUCGAUUGCACAAAUUAUGGCUGCAUUCCGAAACCCAAGGAAAUCAAUGUGACUAGAACGUAUGUGCAUGGACAGUUCACCAAUUUUCACAGGAAUGAUAUAGCUCUGAUGAGGCUGGAAAAGACUGUACAGUAUGGAGAGCACAUUAGGCCGAUCUGCAUGAUCAUGGGAGAUUUGAAUUGGUCAUGGAGAGUACUUCAAGGUAUUCCAUCAUUCAACACCACUGGCUGGGGUCGCACCGAAUUCAAUACAAAUAGCCACGUCCUUCUGCAAACAACCUUGACGCACUACCAACUUGGCUACUGCUCCCAAUACUUCAAUAGGCAUCUGGACCACACCCACAUCUGCGUGGCGAGCAGCACAAGUUCCACUUGCUCCGGCGAUUCUGGAGGUCCUUUGACCGCAAGGAUCCUUUUUGGGCGGGUCAAGAGGGUCGUCCUCUUCGGGGUGGUUAGUUAUGGCUCAGGACGCUGCUUGGGACCCACUGUCUUCACAAAUGCCCUGCCCUAUGCCGUUUGGAUCGAGUGGGUCACCAGAACACUAAAUUAAUUGACUUUCAAUAUAUACAAUCACCAAUAUCUACUUCCUUAACUCGAACUUUACUAACUUGAAAAUUGUAGUUAAUUGAUUAGCAUUUGGUACGAGUUCUUGUGAGGUAACCUACUCCAAAUAUGAAGUCAGAAGAUUAUUAUGGGCCAAGAGAGCAAAGGUUUUAACCCACAUUGAGCAUAGCUAAACUAUUCAUACAUAUACUUAAAAAAACAAUAAAUAUGUUGCUUAACUCGAA
Molecule: messenger RNA, 2441 nt
Organism: Drosophila rhopaloa
Lineage: Eukaryota; Metazoa; Arthropoda; Insecta; Diptera; Drosophilidae
Product: serine protease grass
Exons: 6
Coding region: 1331-2203 (290 amino acids)
Biological process (GO): proteolysis
Molecular function (GO): serine-type endopeptidase activity
Source: RefSeq, a predicted model, not a curated record